CAACACACAGCAGUCUGGCCAGCCGUGCACAGCAUUGUCAGUCAGUCAGUCAGUCAGCCGGUCUGUGUGUGCGCCCGAACGAGACAGGGCGAACGUGUGUAGUAUGAGGCUGCGCUACUCUGGGCACGCCAGGGUAUGAGUGAGAGUGGGGUAAACAGGUCGAGUCGAGUCGGGUCGGGUCGCGUACCUUUUGCACUGACUGUUCUAGGCAGUCAGGCACAAGAAGGCCUUUUGAAUAGUGGUAGCUGUACGCGGUGCUGUCUGUGUGCGCUUUUUUGUAGUCCGUGAUUUUUUGAGAUUCGUGCGACGGCAGGCAAGAGAGUGAAUGGUACUUUCUACUGUAUGACGCAUCUGCAAUCUUACACUGGCCUGCGGCGACGGCUUAUCAGCAACGACCUAUUGCGAAACGACUUUUUCGUGACUUUUCUGUGCUCUCCGGUGACUGCGGAUUAUAAUCACUCGUGAUACCAACCGUGACACUGCUUGAUCCGAACGCGUACGUGUGUGAAACCGCCGUGGCCUAUUACGAUCGCGGGUGAAUUGGAAAUAUUUCAAUAGGAAACAUUUCGUGAUUUCGGUGACUGACGGUGAUUCUCACGUGAUUCGGUAGUGAUCAAAUAGUGAUUUCGAAUAGAAGUAACUGAGUGGAAAAAAAAAACUUGGUCGACAAGAAGAAUCUGAUGUCUCUGUGUACGGGUUGAACAUCAAAAUUGCACUGUUGAAGGAAAAUAUGAUGUGCUUGUGAUAAGACGUGGCUCUGGUUUAGUUUGUGUUUUGAUUUGCUCAGCGUCGUUGUUUUAGUUUCGUGUAGAACGAGAGUAAAUCCCGGGACAGGCAAUCAAUACGCGGGCCGAUUUCAAGCGAAUUUUGCUGGUUUAAUCAGGAAAAAUUUUCCUCGAUAGCGUAGGCCCCGAUUGUGGGGCCAAAACCGGUAGCAAUAUUAUAACACACAACUCCCUCAGUAUGUACGGAGGCGGUGUCCUGUGCCCGUCGCCUUCGACGGCGACCGGGUUCUACAACCCGCGGGGUCAGGGCUCGGAAAUCGGUGCCCUAGAGUUGGGCUUCCCCCGGGGGAUGGCCCUGGUACCUCCACCGCCGCAUGGUGCCUGGCGAGAUCCUACCUCACUCGGAUCUCACCUUCCAGUGUCUAGCACCAGCGAGGACAUAACAACCCUCGGCGGUACCGCUCCGUCGAAUGUUUCAUCCAUGCAAUCGAACACGUCGGUGGACAAAAAAGAUUUCAUAUCGUCUUCGGUAUCCGGUAGCGGAUCGCAGCACAACGCUAGCAGUUUAGCGAUUUCCCAGCACUCUUCCGUCGAGAAAAAGGAGUUCUUGUCUCUACAGCAAAGCACCACUCCGGGAUCUCAGAGCAUGAACUCCCAAAACGGAAGCCAACAGGACAUCAAAAAUCAAAACAUCGAAUGUGUCGUCUGUGGCGACAAAAGCUCCGGCAAACACUACGGACAGUUUACAUGUGAAGGUUGCAAAUCGUUCUUCAAACGAUCGGUACGGCGAAAUCUGACCUACUCGUGUCGCGGAAACCGAAACUGUCCGAUUGACCAGCACCACCGGAAUCAGUGUCAAUUCUGUCGUCUACGAAAGUGCCUCAAAAUGGGAAUGCGACGCGAAGGAAAGGACCGCAUUCCAUACUCGAAUCACAACAUUAGGCAGAUAUCAGCUGUGCAACGAGGUCGCGUUCCGCCGUCGCAACCUCCAGGGCUCCCGUACGGUCAGUACUCGAUACCAAACGGUGAUGCCGUCGCCGGAUUCAAUGGGCACUCGUACCUUAGUUCCUACAUCUCGCUACUGCUCCGAGCGGAACCGUACCCAACUUCUCGGUACGGGCAGUGCAUGCAGACCAACAACAUUAUGGGCAUCGAUAAUAUCUGUGAGCUGGCAGCCCGGUUACUGUUCUCCGCCGUCGAAUGGGCCCGAAACAUACCCUUCUUUCCGGAUCUCCAAGUGACCGAUCAAGUGGCGUUGCUACGAUUAGUGUGGUCUGAACUGUUUGUACUGAACGCCUCCCAGUGUUCGAUGCCCCUGCAUGUGGCACCCCUGCUGGCAGCCGCCGGUCUACACGCAUCGCCUAUGGCCGCCGACCGUGUGGUCGCUUUCAUGGACCACAUUCGGAUAUUCCAGGAACAGGUGGAAAAGCUGAAGGCGCUGCACGUAGACUCGGCCGAGUACUCCUGUCUAAAAGCAAUAGUCCUAUUCACAACAGAUGCCUGCGGUCUGUCAGAUGUGGCCCACAUCGAAUCACUGCAGGAAAAGUCUCAGUGCGCCCUAGAGGAGUACUGUCGGUCCCAGUAUCCCAACCAACCGACCCGCUUUGGCAAACUCCUGCUAAGGUUACCCUCGCUGCGGACAGUUUCUUCGCAGGUGGGUUCAAAGGUGAUAGAGCAACUCUUCUUCGUCCGGUUAGUGGGUAAAACGCCCAUCGAAACGUUAAUCCGAGAUAUGCUGCUCUCUGGUAGUAGUUUUUCCUGGCCUUACCUACCUUCGAUGUGACACACGGCCGUGUG
Wyeomyia smithii (pitcher-plant mosquito) is the source of this 2522-nucleotide messenger RNA. It is a transcript of the gene svp, whose product is annotated as nuclear receptor subfamily 2 group F member 1-B. Lineage: Eukaryota; Metazoa; Arthropoda; Insecta; Diptera; Culicidae. The coding region runs from base 964 to 2508 and encodes 514 amino acids. The record is from RefSeq and is a predicted model, not a curated record. Gene Ontology annotation, biological process: regulation of transcription by RNA polymerase II; cell differentiation; anatomical structure development. Gene Ontology annotation, molecular function: RNA polymerase II cis-regulatory region sequence-specific DNA binding; nuclear receptor activity; zinc ion binding. The transcript is spliced from 6 exons.